Messenger RNA from Lates calcarifer (barramundi perch), 3844 nucleotides. It is a transcript of the gene arfgap3, whose product is annotated as ADP-ribosylation factor GTPase activating protein 3. The record is from RefSeq and is a predicted model, not a curated record. The transcript has 16 exons. The coding region runs from base 102 to 1688 and encodes 528 amino acids. Gene Ontology annotation, biological process: COPI coating of Golgi vesicle. Lineage: Eukaryota; Metazoa; Chordata; Actinopteri; Centropomidae. Gene Ontology annotation, molecular function: GTPase activator activity.
ACUGACGUGUCGUAUUCGGUUAUUAUUGAGGAAAAACACAGUGCUGUUUUUCAUGCUAACGUUACUUCUGUCACCGCCAGGUAUUACCAACAGGCAGAACAAUGUCAGAGCCCAGCAAACAGGAUAUUUCUGCUAUUUUUAAGCGACUGCGCUCCAUUCCCACGAAUAAGGUUUGCUUUGACUGUGCAGCUAAAAACCCCAGCUGGGCCAGCAUCACCUAUGGUGUAUUCCUGUGUAUAGACUGCUCGGGGACUCACAGGUCUCUGGGGGUGCACUUGAGCUUUAUUAGGUCCACUGAGCUGGAUUUUAAUUGGUCGUGGUACCAGCUAAGAUGUAUGCAAGUGGGAGGCAACGCGAGUGCGAUUGCCUUUUUCAAUCAACAUGGGUGCACAGCCAGCGCUGCCAAUGCCAAGUACAACAGCCGAGCCGCUCAGCUAUACAGAGAGAAGAUAAAGAAUUUAGCCACACAAGCCACCAGACGACACGGGACUGAGUUGUGGCUCGACAGUCAGGCUCCUCUCUCUCCAACAUCACCAGAGGACAAGCAGGUGGAUUUCUUCAGUCUGCAUACACAGGCUGUUCCUGAAAAUUUGAACAUGGCUAAAAUGAGUCUCAGCUCCUCCACAUCAGAGACCACAGAAAAAGAGGAGGACAAAAAUGGUAAUCCAGAGGAGGGUCCAAGUGUGGAAAUGCUGAGUGUUUCUCCAAAAACAAAUCCAGAGCCGUCCUCUCUCCUCAAGAAGAAGCCCGCUGCUGCCAAGAAAACAUUGGCCUCUAAGAAGGGCGGUCUGGGCGCUCAGAAGGUCAGCAGCCAAAGUUUCUCAGAGCUGGAGAAGAAGGCACAAGCUGCCGACAAGCUAAGAGAGAAAGAAGUGAGCGCUGCGAGCGCCAAAAAGAGUGUUCAACCUGAGGACUCCAUCGCUCCGUCCCUGCGACUGACCUAUAAAGACCUUGAGCAGCAGAGGAAAAUGGAGGAGAAGAAGCUGAAGGGAUUAGAGGGGAAGAAGAAGGAGCAAGCUGAGAGACUGGGCAUGGGUUUAGGCAUCAGGAGUGGAGUUUCUCACUCAGUGACAUCGGACAUGCACAUCAUUGAGCAGGAGAGUCCACUGGGGGCAAAGAGCAACAAAGGACGGCGAUUCACUGAUGAAGACAAUGAUGAAGGGUCCUUCACCUCUAGGGUCCUGUCUCGGUUUGAGGAUCAGACAGAGCCGUCUGAUAAUUUCUCCUCACGGUGGGCGGGCGAUGGAGGCGAUGGAGGAGGCUGGAUGAAGGAGAGCAAGAAACCAGAGCCGGACUUCUACUUGUCCUCUAUAUCUUCACUUGACGACAGGCCCACAUCCAGGAGGAAACCAGAACCAGUACCAGUGUCAGACACAGGAGAGGCUCGGAAAAAGUUUGGAGAUGAGGUCAAGGCCAUCUCCUCUGAAAUGUACUUUGGGAAACAAGAAAACUCUGAGUACGAAGCCAAGACGCGACUGGAAAGAUUUGCUGGCAGCGCCUCUAUAAGUUCAGCUGACCUUUUUGAUGAUCCAAAGAAGCAAACUGCGAGUUCGUACCGUCUGACCAACGUGCUGCCCAGCGCUCCCGACAUGUCGCAGCUCAAACUGGGAGUACGCUCUGUUGCGGGAAAACUCUCCGUCAUGGCCAGUGGCGUAGUUAGCUCAAUUCAGGAUCACUACAGUUCCUGAGUCAUGGUGCGUCUCUUCUUGGAUUCAGCAUCUGUACUCCUCCUCUGAUUACCAGAGUUAGAUCAUUCUCCCAGUGAGUGGUGGUUCCUUAUCUGGGGAGAGAAAGGGAAAGAUCAUUCAGUGCUCUGAGCAAAUCUGCUCUGUGAUGCAUCAAAAUUUACUCCCACAUGACCCUGUAUACAUCUACAUCUAGUUUUUUAUUAGAUUAUGUAUAUAUAAAGCUGAAUCAAGAUGACUGAAGCACAAUAUUUGUUCCUCUGCAGGCAUCUUGAAGGGAGAUUACUGUGUAUAGUACAGUCAUGAAGAAUAUUUAGUUUACAGUAUAUUACUUAGUUUGCUUUGCGGUCUUUGGGUUUAAAUAUUUAGAAAUACUGUGUGUAGCAGUCUGAGCGUGUUCCUGGUGUUAUGAAGGAGGGAUUUUCUUUUUGAUUCCUUUAGUGAAAAAGGUCAGAACCGAAGCAGCGGAGACAAUUCAGAUUAAAAUACUAAAUUAGUUAACACACCCUCACUCAUCACAUGCACUUUUUUCGUUUAAGUCUUGCACAUUCCCACAGGUUUGAAAGUGUCCUUUCCGUCCCCAAAGUGCACUUAUGUUUGCUCUUCCACAGUCAGGACCAAAAGCUGAUAACGAGGCCUUGGGGGACCAGACAUAUAUAUUUCUUAAUUGAAGAUAAUAUCAAUUAUGUAAAUUGAUACUGGCCUAGUCAGCACAGAAGCUUCAUUAUCCUGCAAAAAGCUAUGUUUUUCUUACUAUUGUAAGUUCAUGCAUUCACAGUACAAAAGGACGAAAUGACAUGGAGCCUAAGCAGCUAGAAAAGUUUAUCGAGUAGUUUAAUGUUUUGGGAAAUGCGCUCAUUCCACUCUCGUAUGUGUGUGUUUUAAUUAAUGAGGUGUUGGUAGGUGGAGGUUAGCUGUUUCCCCCCCGUUUCUAGUAUUUAUGCUGAGCUACGCUAACUGGCUACAUUCUGUAGCUUCAUAUUUAAGGAACAAAUAUGAGAGUCAGUUGACAAGAAACAAAAAAAAUCUAUUAACCAGAACUAUUCCUUUAAGGUAAAAAGUCUUUCUCAAACCAAUUAGACUUUGCAAUCAAGAAUAUGGUCAACAGCUGUAGCUGUCUGUAGCUUUCUGGUCCCAUUGUUCAGCAGCACAUGUCCACUUAAGAAAAAUGAAUGUAAAAAAGCCCUUUAAAGCCUUCAGAGUUCAUUUUUUGUUGCUGUAACAUACUGCCAAGGUCUGAGUGAUAUCUUUAAUUACGUCAAAUGUAACAGAGUUGGUGAAGAGCAAGAUUCAUGUCAGUCAAACUGUGACAGGUGGUGCUAUGGUGUGAUUUUUGGAUUUGACAUUUAAAAGCAAUAGAAAAGCAGCUUGAUAUCUGUCUAUGGCUUUGGUAUUCAAAAACUGCAGCUUGCGCUUUAGCAUUUAUCUAAAGUUUGCUUAUGAGUAAAGGGACUGAUGUUUUUGACGCCCAGAUUGGGAACAGGAUGAUUAUCUUACUGAGCAAUUUCUGUACUGUUUAUGCUUCUCAGGAGUUUGAUUUGACUUAUUAAAUAUGAAACACUAUGAAACACUAAAAUAGUUACACAUCCUCCGAUGACCAAAUAUUUGUUAAAUCCAUCACUAUAUGCCUUAGUCCAAAGAUCUCUAAAUCAUACGUCCUCAUAUUGCAAUAUUGUGGAGUCAUCUAGUAACCUUUUUGCACAUGAUUUGUUAGAAAUUGCACGUGGCAGCUUUUGCUUGAAUGUACUGUAUUGCAUUGCAAUUGAACCUUAUGCCUUUCAGUUGACGAUGCGUCCAUGUUAGACCUGUUUUGAUUGUCUUGAUUGUUUGUGUCUUCUGCUGUUGAAUAAUGAUAAUGUUACACAAAAGAAUAGCAGCUUGUGCGAUUUGCAUGGCCCCGGUAGUUAUUAGAACACGCUGACACACCCUAAUUACAAGAUAGCAUACAGCCUCCCAUUUAUUUGAAUAAUACUGGCAUGACAGACUUGUUCUAUAGUAAAUGUAUAGUAGGCUAUGAACUGCUACAUACAAUGUUGUAUACAGGGCUUUGAGUUACCAUUUAUAGGAAGCUACUGAUAAUCAAAUUUUGACAAUUUUUGACACUCAAAAUGUACGUAAGAUUUUUGGAAACAUGCCAAAAUAAAUGGUUUGUGCCUAAA